AUGGACAUUAGGUCCCUGAUUACCGAUGAGGAUGGAGAUCAUGUCUUCAACUACUCACCGCCCAGAUCUCCCGUUUUUCCUCACCACCAGAUUGAUACCAAGUCGGAGGAUGCCUUUAGGACGAGCCCCGUCGAUGAGUUGACGUCAAUCGUCAACACUUCCGCGAACAACCAUAGCAUCUCCUCGAACCCCGUCUCUCCGGGUCCUCCUAGCCCCCCGCUUGACCAGCCUAAAUCUGCCGACUUUGUCCCUCCUGUGCGACCCAGCAGCACCCCUUUCCUCCGUACCGAGCCUCUCCCUCUUCUCUGCCACGAUACCGACCUUGACGAUGCGUACGCCUUCUCCCCCGACGCCUCGUCGCUCCUGGCUUUAGCACCGGAUCAACUGAGCCAUGCACCCACCGCCGUGACCCUCAAUAGUCUACCUACUGAAAUCCACGAAGCGAUCCUCGACCACCUCUUCGGGUUCAGGGUUUCUCCCCAAUCUAAGAGCUCCGUAGACUUGGCUUGUGUGACGAAGCCGUGGGGCACGCUCCAUCGCUACUCUCGCCGCAAGGAGAUAUCGCAGCUGGCUCUCGUGAGCCAAAUCUGGCGGCCGCUGAUCCAGAGCCGCCUCUACAGGCAUAUCAAGAUACAGGGUACCCAGGACUCCCUCGUCGAGGUGGCCAACUUCUUCCUAGAUCAUCCCCACCUUGUACCCUACAUCAAGCACCUGGAGGUUUGGUUCCCCGUAUUCCAACCCCGGCGUGGCCAGUCCGCAGCGGACGCGAAUUCGACACCCACGGUCUCGGCGGCUCGCGAGGACGGCCUUGCUACUGCAGCGAACUACAAGCUUCCCUAUAACAAUGCUUGUCUACGCCAAGUGUUUGACUUUAUGCGAGUCAUGCUUCCAGGUGUCUCGGUUCUCACUCUCGAAGGUGGUGAGCGCAGGAAGGCACCAAAGGUGCGGAACGAGCCCGCACAUCGGAACGAAAUCAUAACCAAGACAACGCCUAGCCUGUUGAAUGUACGGACCCUAGUGACGAAAGGGCAAUGGAACCUCCUUCGUGAUGACGUUGAUUUCUCCUUCAUCAUGACAUCCUUCCCGAACCUCGUUGAGUGGCAUGGAUCGUAUAGCCGACCAAAGUCUAAGAGCUACCUGUCCAUGGCGAGAUUCUUGCCUAACAUCCCUUCUCACGUUACCCAUCUGAGCCUGUUCCUCGAGGCGGACUACCGACGGGAAAUGUCCACCCCCACCUACGCCCUGAAGGUUGCAAACCAAGUGGACUUUUGCAGGAAGCUUGCUGAGGCGACGCCUUCGCUCGAACACCUGUCCUACACCGGCCGCAUCUGCCGGUCCUUCUUUGAGGCGGCGGCUUUGAAGACGAAUCCUCGCCUGACGCGACUCAAGUCGAUUGACCUAACGGUCAAGAACAUCUGCCGGACCUCGGAUCUUCACAGCUCCGGGACUGGUAUCUUCGAUAUUCUGUUUAUUCAGAAUUUUGAAGCCUUGGUGCUUGCGGCGAUAAGAUCGAUGGAUGUUCUCACGGCUCUUCAGUUCCUGCGUAUUCGAUACGUUGAUCUUGAGUCCGCAGUACCUCCCCUUAACCCGUAUUUCCUCAUGAGGGACGGCAAGUGCACUGGUGUUUGGAGCGAGGCCCUUCUUCGAGAGUUGGGUCGUGUACGGCCUAUGGCGCAGUACGAAGAGCUGACCGAGAACUUUGGCGAUCUCGCGUGGAAUAAGGAUGGUAGGCUCUAUGUUAGCACGCAGGGAAACCGCCUCAGGGUUCGGUCGCUCAAGAUUUCGAGUUAUCGGAUCAUUCAAAUUCCCGCCCUCAAUGCUUGA
This is a messenger RNA of Scedosporium apiospermum, 1824 nucleotides long. RefSeq lists its product as uncharacterized. The transcript is spliced from 2 exons. The record is from RefSeq and is a predicted model, not a curated record. Lineage: Eukaryota; Fungi; Ascomycota; Sordariomycetes; Microascales; Microascaceae. Bases 1 to 1824 code for a protein of 607 amino acids.